CAAAAAAUUUUCUGCUCUGCGGGUUGUAGAAGAGUUCUGCUCUGGUUAAUGCUCUGCUUCGCUCGCAGUGUUGAGCGAGGCUCUCUCUACGAUACUCACUCUCCACCCGUUUCAUCUCCGUCGAAAUCCCAUCUCUCUCUCCGGCAAUGGACCUAUCCACAAAACUCCAUUGCCUCGAACUCCGCUCCUCCUUUAUCCGGGGUUCAACCCUUCUUGAUGCUCCGAAGCCUGCUUUUCGUAUCAGGCCAAUCUCAUCGCCGAUAAGCUCCCGAUUCGUCAAACCCGACACUCAUUCGACCAGACCCAGGAUUAAUUGCAAGGUCGCCAAGAGGUUAGCCGCGGUUGCGGUGGAAACAUCCGUCGCGGAGACCAAUUUGAGGGAAGACAUAGAGUCUCUGUUUUCCACCAAUUCGGAGGACGAUUCCGGGCGAAAGAACACGAAGAAACAGUCGACUACUGGCGCUUCGAGUGUUUCGUCCGGUGUUAAGCUCGAAAAUGUCAGCAAGAGCUACAAGGGUGUGACGGUGUUGAAGGACGUGAGCUGGGAAGUGAAGAAGGGCGAGAAAGUGGGCUUAGUCGGCGUGAACGGUGCGGGCAAGACGACCCAGUUGAGGAUUAUAUCGGGCCAAGAGGAGCCCGAUUCGGGGAAUGUGAUUAAGGCGAAACCGAACAUGAAAAUCGCCUUCUUGAAUCAAGAAUUCGAGGUUUCCCUCAGUAAGACUGUGAAGGAGGAGUUCAUGAGUGCUUUCAAGGAGCAAAUGGAGAUCGCAGAGAGGUUGGAGAAGGUUCAGAAGGCGAUUGAAGGUUCUGUGGAUGAUUUGGAGUUAAUGGGGAGGCUUUUGGAUGAGUUUGAUUUGUUGCAGAGGAGGGCUCAGGAUGUGGAUUUGGAUGUAGUGGAUGCUAAGAUUAGUAAAAUGAUGCCUGAGCUUGGGUUUGCUCCCGAGGAUUCGGAUAGGCUUGUGGCUUCUUUUAGUAGUGGGUGGCAGAUGAGGAUGUCUCUAGGGAAGAUUCUGCUUCAGGAACCGGACUUAUUGCUUCUGGAUGAGCCUACAAACCACCUAGAUGUUGACACUAUCGAAUGGCUUGAAGGUUAUUUAAACAAGCAAGAUGUGCCAAUGGUCAUCAUAUCUCAUGAUCGGGCUUUCCUUGAUCAACUGUGUACUAAAAUUGUGGAAACCGAUAUGGGUGUCUCCAGAACAUUUGAGGGAAACUAUUCUCAGUAUGUCAUAUCAAAGGAGACAUGGAUUGAAGCUCAAUAUGCCGCAUGGGAGAAGCAGCAGAAGGAUAUUGAGCAUACAAAAGACUUAAUAAGUAGGUUGGGUGCAGGAGCAAAUUCUGGUCGUGCUUCUUCUGCUGAGAAGAAACUGGGAAGACUUCAGGAAGAAGAGCUGGUAGAGAAGCCAUUCCAGCGUAAACAGAUGAAGAUUAGAUUUCCUGAGCGGGGAACAAGUGGUCGAUCAGUGAUCACAAUUAAAAAUCUUCACUUUGGCUAUGGAGACAAUGUGUUUUUUGAUAGGGCAAAUCUUGCAAUUGAACGCGGAGAGAAAAUUGCAAUCAUUGGUCCAAAUGGAUGUGGAAAGAGUACUUUGCUGAAACUCAUUAUGGGUUUGGAGAAGCCCAAAGGAGGUGAAGUCUUGCUUGGGGAGCAUAAUGUGCUCCCAAAUUACUUUGAGCAAAAUCAGGCCGAAGCACUUGAUUUGGAAAAGUCAGUACUUGAGACUGUUGUUGAAGCAGCAGAGGACUGGAGAAUUGAUGACAUUAAGGGACUUCUUGGACGCUGUAAUUUUAAAGCUGAUAUGCUUGAUCGGAAGGUUUCGGCUUUGAGUGGUGGUGAGAAGGCCCGUCUAGCAUUCUGCAAGUUCAUGGUAAAACCAUCAACUUUGUUAGUCUUGGAUGAACCUACUAACCACUUGGAUAUACCUUCAAAAGAAAUGCUUGAGGAGGCAAUUAGGGAAUACAAAGGCACUGUAAUUACGGUUUCACACGACAGAUACUUUAUUAAACAGAUAGUCAAUAGAGUAGUAGAAGUCAAAGACUCCCAUUUACAGGACUAUGCUGGGGAUUAUAAUUAUUAUCUGGAGAAAAACCUCGAAGCUAGGGCAAGAGAACUAGAACGAGAGACAGAGCUUGAGGAAAAGGCCCCUAAAGUAAAAGCAAAAUCCAAGAUGUCAAAGGCAGAGAAGGCAGCACGGAAGAAGCAGAAAGUCCAGGCUUUUCAGGCAGCUAAGCAAAAAUCGAAAGGAGCGAAAAACGCUAAGAGAUGGAACUGAGUGAGCUCGCCGUACAUUUCAGAUGGCCGAACUUGGACAGGUCCUAUAACGCAGAGGGCACUGCAGUUACAUUUCCCCUGGGCAAGACCAUGCCUGUGUAUAUGUAUAUACCGACGACAAUGUGCCCUUUUAGUUCUAUGAUAUGUAGUUCUCGAUGUCAAGCAAAUCACAGUUUAUAAUGAUAUGCACAUUGAAAUCACCCUGGUCAGCCUGGCGAUAUUUCAUGUCAGGCGCCAUGGCUUCCUCGGUCAAGUAAAAUGAUCACUCGUUAGCAAA
Messenger RNA from Rhodamnia argentea, 2546 nucleotides. Its product is annotated as ABC transporter F family member 5. The coding region runs from base 147 to 2270 and encodes 707 amino acids. The record is from RefSeq and is a predicted model, not a curated record. The transcript has 9 exons. Gene Ontology annotation, molecular function: ATP binding; ATP hydrolysis activity. NCBI's taxonomy places the organism in Eukaryota, Viridiplantae, Streptophyta, Magnoliopsida, Myrtales, Myrtaceae.